Molecule: messenger RNA, 2007 nt
Organism: Girardinichthys multiradiatus
Lineage: Eukaryota; Metazoa; Chordata; Actinopteri; Cyprinodontiformes; Goodeidae
Product: gastrula zinc finger protein XlCGF57.1-like
Exons: 4
Coding region: 362-1930 (522 amino acids)
Biological process (GO): central nervous system development; regulation of transcription by RNA polymerase II
Cellular component (GO): nucleus
Molecular function (GO): DNA-binding transcription factor activity, RNA polymerase II-specific; RNA polymerase II cis-regulatory region sequence-specific DNA binding
Source: RefSeq, a predicted model, not a curated record
ACGCAUAUUUAUUUCCGCGUUUUGAAAAUAAGCUCUGCAACCCGUUCCUUGUCAUUCAUUGGUCGGUGAGAAGGAAAUAGUCGGAUGUAACAAUGUUUACUCAACUGGCCCGACAGAAAAACGUGCGGAACUGAUGUCUCGGACUAUCCUCAUGUAUCCGUGAGGAUGCUCUGUGGAGAAAACCACAUCGUCUGUGGACACCUCUAAUCCUUGUUCAGCUGAGGACCGAGAGACUGGAGACAAUUACUAAGUGGAUAUAAAACUUCUGACCAAGACCGCAGAGAAACAGAAAAUACAGGUUGGCUGGCUGAAACCUUACUAGAACAUGUAAGGGUUGUAAACAAGGAUUGUGGAAAGAAGGAUGUCUGACAUGAUGAAAGUUGAAGCAGAAGACCACAGACGGCUUAGUUUAACUGUAGCAUCCACAUCAGUGCUGAAGCAGACAAAAGACAGUAAGUCCAUGUUCCCAGUUCAUCAGAUGUUUGUGAUUAAAGAAGAGGUUCCCCAUGACUGGGGGCCCAGUUUGAACCAGCAGGAUCAAAACUCUCCUUUCAUAAAGGGGGAAGAGGAGGACUUGUGGAUCAGCCAGGAGGAAGAGGAGCCUGCUGUAAAGGUUAAAUAUGAUGAGAAACCUCAGUUAUCAGAGAUUCAUCAAAUCAAAACUGAAGACAACAGAGAGACAGAAGCUCCAACCAGAAACUCACCUGAACAGAUGGAAAGAGAACCUGAUGAUGAGGACUGUGGAGAACCAGAACGAACGAAAAACCCAGAUACACACUGUUCCCAACAAAGUAAGAUGAUGUCUAAGCUGUAUUCAACACUUGCAUCUCAGAUUGGAGAAAAGCCAUUUGUCUGCAAUCUUUGUGGCAAAAGUUUCAAACAUAAGACCUCGGCUAAGUUACACAUCAUGACUCACAAUGGAAUAAAAGAACAUAGCUGUGAUCUUUGCGGUAAAGGAUUUAAAGAAAAAUGUUCUCUUCAGACACACAUGAAUUUCCACACUGGAGAGAGACCAUUUGCCUGCGAUGAUUGUUGUAAAAGGUUUCAUACAAGGAAACAUCUUAAAGCUCACAUGAAGCUCCAUUCUGAAGAAAAACCUUUUGCCUGUGAUGUUUGUGAUACAAGAUUUAAGGUAAAGGAAACCCUUAAAAAACACAUUAGGAGCCACACAUCAGAGAAACCAUUUGUUUGUAGUAUUUGUAGUAAAGGAUUUUCUCAACAAGAUCAUCUAAAGAGACACAUGUGUGUUCACACAGGAGAGAAACCAUUUAUUUGUAGCGUUUGCAGUAAAGGAUUUUCACAACAAGUCAAUCUAAAAAGUCACAUGUGUGUUCACACAACAGAAAAGCCGUUUAUUUGUACAGUUUGUGAUAAAGGAUUCUCACAAAAAGAGAGUCUAAAGAGCCACAUGCAUGUUCAUACAGGACAGAAUCCGUUUAUUUGUAGUGUUUGUGGUAAAGGAUUUUCACGACAACGGAAUCUAAAGAGUCACCUGCGUGUUCACACAGGAGAGAAACCAUUUGUUUGUGGUGUUUGUAAUAAAGGAUUUGCAGUUCAAAAGAAUGUAGAAAGACACAUGCGUGUUCACACAGGAGAGAAACCAUUUGUUUGUAGUGUUUGCAGUAAAGGAUUUUCAUUACAAGGGAAUCUAAAAAGACACAUGCAAGUUCACACAGGAGAGAAACCAUUUAUUUGUUGUGUUUGCAGUAAAGGAUUUCCACAAAAAGACACGCUGAAGAGUCACAUGCGUGUUCACACUGGAGAAAAACCGUUUAUUUGUAGUGUUUGUGGUAAAGGAUUUUCAUUGCAAAAGAAUUUAGUGAGACACAUGUGUGUUCACACGGGAAAGAAACCAUUCAUCUGUAAUGUUUGUAGCGCAGGGUUUUCACUACAAAUUAAUUUAAAAAGUCAUAUGCAUGUUCAUAAAUGAGAGAGACGUUAGUGUGAUGUUUCUAGUCAAGGAUUUCACAACCUGGAGCUCUGAUUAAAGGUUUCAAACUAAGAGAA